GACUUUAGUUCCGGACCCAUUUGUCCCUUCGGUAUUUUCUUCCCAGUCUGAAUCCGAGCUGUCAGAUGUUAUGAAAUGGGCAAAAGGCCGGGUCAGGACAUACCUUGAGAAGAAGUGUGAGGCUUUCGUUUAAUAAUAUCGUACCUCGCAUGGCGACACAAACCGCUUAAAGAUGCACUCUCAGAUGGUAUGUAGCGGCACAGCGGCGGCCGUCGCUGCGAGGAGGAUGCGGAACAUUUUUGGUUCCGUCCUGGGAAAAGACGGCUGGAUGUGGAGAACUCAUGAGGUCAAACUUCUCAACACAUCCGCAGGUGGUACUGUAAAAAUUGGAGAGAUCACUUAUAAACUCAAAACACCCAAAAGUCCGGAGCUGGUUCCUGUGAAACACAUUUCAGACUCCCUGCCGCAGACAGUGAUUCAGCACCUACGAUGGAUUAUGCAGAAAGACCUUUUGGGCCAGGACGUUUUUCUCAUCGGUCCCCCAGGACCCCUGAGACGAUCUAUAGCUAUGCAGUACCUUGAGUUGACAAAAAGGGAAGUGGAGUAUGUGGCUCUGUCCAGAGACACCACAGAGACUGACCUGAAGCAGAGGAGAGAGAUCCGAUCAGGAACGGCCUUCUACAUAGACCAGUGCGCCGUAAGGGCAGCGACACAUGGCCGAGUCCUGGUCCUGGAGGGGUUGGAGAAGGCAGAGAGAAAUGUCUUGCCUGUCCUCAACAACCUGCUUGAGAACAGAGAGAUGCAGCUGGAAGACGGACGCUUCCUGAUGUCGGCGGAGCGUUACGACAAACUGCUGCAGGAUCACACUAAAGAGGAGAUGGACAGCUGGAAGAUCGUCCGUGUGAGCGAGGACUUUCGGGUCAUCGCUCUCGGUCUUCCUGUUCCUAAAUACAAGGGCAACCCGCUGGAUCCUCCUCUACGCUCCCGCUUCCAGGCCAGAGACAUCUACUACCUACCGUUCAAGGACCAGUUGGAGUUGUUGUACACAGCAGGACCAAAUAUUGCUGCAGAAAGGGUGUCCCAGCUGCUGUCGCUAGCGACGACUCUGUGCUCCCAGGAAUCAUCCAACAUGGGCCUACCUGACUUCCCUGUGGACAACCUGCUCCCUGCCCUUCACGUCCUGAAUGCUUUCCCCAUGUUGUCCUCACAGCAGCUAGUCCAGAGACUGUACCCCUACGACAGCAUCUUAGGGAAGGAUGGGCGCAAGGCGGUGGAGGGAGUACUAAGUCGGUUUGAGCUUCUGGAUGGUCGUCAUCAGCCAGCACCCAAUGCCAUCUUGAGCGUGUCCGCAACGAAGGAUCUCGGGGGCCAGGCAGAUGUCACAUUACGGGUCGCAGACAAGGAUGUCACCUUUCAGGUCCCAGCAGGUGCCAAGGAGCUGCGUCCGCCCAACAGCAGCCCUGCCUUCAUUAAUACGCCCAGCCACUCCAGGCUGAUGGCUGAGAUGAUGCAGUCACACAUGGUUAAGGACAUCUGUUUAAUCGGAGCCAAGGGUUGUGGCAAGUCGGUGAUUGCGAGAGAGUUUGCUGAGAUCCUGGGUUACAGCGUAGAGCCGGUCAUGCUCUACCAGGACAUGACUGCCAGAGACCUUCUCCAGCAGAGGUACACUCUCCCAAAUGGAGACACGGCGUGGAGGCCGUCUCCGCUCGUCUCUGCUGCCAUUGAGGGCAAGCUGCUGCUCCUGGAUGGCAUCCACAGGGUCAACCUGGGAACCCUGGCUGUACUGUCAAGGUUGCUCCAUGACAGGGAGCUGGAUCUGUAUGAUGGAACCAGGCUGCUCAGAUGGGACAGAUACCAGACGCUGAAAGAAGAACUGCAGUUUAGUGACGAGCAACUGCAAGAGAGAUCAAUCUUCCCCAUCCAUCCAUCGUUCAGAGUGCUGGCUCUGGCCGAGCCCCCCGUUGUGGGCAGCGGUGCAAGCAGCAGCAGAGGUCAGCAGUGGCUGGGCCCAGAGCUGCUCACUAUGUUCCUCUACCACACUGUCACACCGCUGGCCAGAGCAGAGGAGAUGGACCUCAUACAAGGGCUGACUCCUAACGUUUCCUCUGAAGCAGCAGAGCAGCUAUUACAUCUCACACACAGUCUCCGCCAGACCAACGACCCCACGGCGCAGUCUCUGGCCUCGUCUCUAUCCACCAGACAGCUGUUGAGGAUCUGUCGGCGUCUCUCUCAGUACCCUGAGGAGAGCAUCGCCCGAGCCGUCAAUAAGGCCUGCCUCUCCAGGUUCCUACCCAGCCUGGCCCGGGCAUCUCUUGACAAAAACCUCGCCAACUGCUCUAUACAGGACACGCAGGAUCCCUCUCAGUACACUCUUGAUUAUCGCUGUAUGGUAAAGGAUGGGGUGUUGACUAUUGGCAACGUGUCCACUCCCAUCUACAAACCCAGUGAGAAAAUGAAGAUUCCAGACGUUCUCUUCUAUGAUAAUCCACAGCACAUGAUGGUGAUGGAGGACAUGUUGAAAGACUUCUUAUUAGGAGAGCACCUCCUCUUGGUGGGCAACCAGGGCGUUGGUAAAAAUAAAAUAGUGGACCGGUUCCUGCACCUGCUCAACAGACCCAGAGAAUACCUGCAGCUUCACAGGGAUACGACAGUCCAGACUCUGACCCUGCAACCUUCAGUGAGAGAUGGCAUCAUUAUGUAUGAGGACUCACCUCUGGUGAAGGCGGUGAAGCAUGGUCACAUCUUGGUGAUAGAUGAGGCUGACAAAGCUCCCACUAACGUCACCUGCAUCCUCAAAACCCUGGUGGAGAGCGGAGAGAUGAUCCUGGCCGACGGACGCAGAAUCAUCUCAGAUCCACGCGAAGCCAAGGGACGGCCCAACACCAUAAUCAUGCACCCAGACUUCAGGAUGCUUGUCCUGGCUAACCGACCUGGAUUUCCGUUCCUGGGCAAUGACUUCUUUGGAGCUCUAGGGGAUAUUUUUAGCUGCCAUGCUGUGGACAAUCCGAAACCUCAAGCAGAGCUGGCGAUGUUAAAACAGUACGGACCCGAUGUUCCCGACGCCACUCUGCAAAAACUGGUGGCUGCCUUCGGAGAGCUAAGGUCCAUGGCGGACCAGGGCACCAUCACCUACCCAUACUCUACACGAGAGGUGGUCAACAUUGUUAAACACCUCCAGAAAUUUCCCAACGAGGGUUUGGCCAACGUGGUGCGAAACGUCUUCGACUUUGACUCGUACAACAAGGACAUGCGGGAUGUUCUGAUCGAGGCCCUGCACAAGCACGGGAUUCCCAUUGGAGCCAAGCCCAGCUCUGUGAAACUGGCUAAGGAGUUACCGCUGCCGGAGGUCAAGAUGACUGGGUACUGGACCCUAAAUCAGGGGGGCAACGCUCGCCGCAAACUGCUGUGUCCCACUGAAACACGCCCCAUCGACAUCAAGGGCCCCGUCUUUCUGCGUGUCCAGAGUUACCCCUGCAACAGACAGGAAAGCAGGGCCUUGAGCUUCAGCGAGGAGAAAGCCCACUGGCAGCUUCCCAUGAAUGAAGUCAACAUCAUCUGCGACGUCACCACCAAAGAUGAUGCGCUGUACGUGGCCACCUGUAACCCGGUGUCCCUGUACGCCAUGAAGGAGCGUGGCGAGAGCAUUCAGUGCAUGGAGCUGUACGACGUCUUCCCCAGGACCAUCAGCGGCGUGUGGCAGCCAUUUGUCACUGUCGCUCCACUGGGGAGCCCUCUGGAUGGACAGGUGGUGCUGCACGAGGAACAGAGUAACACAGUGCUCCAUCUUGACAUGGUAACGGGUGCUGUGCGGAGGCUCUUGUUGUCUUCAGACGGCGAUCAGCCUCCUACCAAAUCCUCCAACUGGUGGAGCAGCAAGGAACAACAGGGAGGACAUAAGAUGUGCUGCGACUUUUCCCACAAGAACUGGCUCCUCUUCUAUAAGGAGGAUGGAAAUCAGCUAGAGGUGCUGGAUGUGUUGGAGGGCCGGGUUCACUCCAUCUCCCUUCCCAUCAACCUGAAGUCGGUCUUCCUGGUUGCAGAGGACCGCUGGCUGCUGCUGGAGAGCAACACUAACAAGAAGUUCCUGCUCACCAAGCCUAUGCAUAUGGCAGCUGAAGACUCGGGAGUGUGUCAGCUUCACAGCAUCAGCGAGGAUCCAGUCAGCUCAGGCCAUGGAGCCAGCUCAGCUGAGGUGUCCACUCCCCAGAUGCUGUCAUGCGAGCAGCUGCCCAACGAGAACCUGAGUGCCGCGCUGGACCAGAAGAUCGUUUCCCCUAACCGUGUUCUGGCCGACACCGGCUCCUUUGCUCAGGUGGUUGUGGGCUUCCCAGACCUCAUGUCCCCUAACGAGGUGUAUAGCUUCAAGAGGCCUGUCGAUUUGUCGACGAUGAAGAGCAGUGACACCGGGGCUCACUCCUUCUUUAGAGCUGGGCUUCGGAGCACCACAGCCAAACGCGAGAAUUGCGUCGGCUUGCUCUCGGCCAAUCAGGUUGUCCGAGCCCUCCCGCCCGGCAAGGUGCCCCUGAAAGAGGUCUACCCCAAAGACGUCACUCCUCCGAUGACAGCGGCGUACCUGGAGGUGACUGAUUUGAACUCCAAAAAACUUAAAUAUAUUCCUGUCCCAAGGUCAAUGAGUGUGUCGCCUUACACCAGCUGGUUGUCUAAGCUGUCAGAGUCUGAUGUGCUGAUGGCUGCUCUUGGUUCCGGGGGCGUGGUCACGGUGGACAUGGGCGGGUACGUUCGGCUCUGGGAGACAGGGAUGGACUCCCUGCAGCGCUCACUGAUGGAAUGGAGGAAUAUGAUUGGUGCAGAGGACGGCAGACCGGUACAGAUCACCAUCCAGAGGGACAGUGGACUGGAUGUCAGCGCCCCAAAACACGGGAAGAUCGACCCCAACAAUGCUCCUCACAUCGGGGGAAACCAGUGGGCAGGAGGCACAGGUGGCAGAGACACUGCAGGUCUGGGUGGGAAAGGGGGUCCCUAUCGCCUGGAUGCGGGGCACAAAGUCUACCAGGUCUCCCAGGCUGAGAAAGAUGCUGUUCCCGAGGAGGUCCGCAGGGCUGCUCGCGAAAUGGGUGAAAAGGCCUUCAAAGAGAGGUUGAAGGAGAUCGAUAUGAGCGAGUAUGAUGCUUCUACAUACGAGCGCUUCUCCAAAGCCGUAAGGAGACAGGUUCAGUCGUUGCGCAUCAUCCUGGACAGCUUACAGGCUAAAGGGAAGGAGCGGCAGUGGUUGAAGAACCAGGCUCUGGGAGAACUGGAUGACGCUAAAAUCAUCGAUGGACUAACUGGAGAGAAAGCUAUAUAUAAACGCAGGGGAGAGCUGGACCCAGAGCUUGGCAGUCCUCAGCAGAAGCCCAAGCGUUUACGGGUGUUGGCUGACGUAUCAGGCAGCAUGUACCGUUUCAACGGUGUGGACGGUAGGCUGGAGCGCUCCAUGGAGGCUGUGUGUAUGGUCAUGGAGGCUCUGGAAAGCUAUGAGCAUAAGUUCAAGUAUGACAUCGUCGGCCACUCAGGCGAUGGCUACGACAUCGAGCUGGUCCGAGCGGACAAAGUCCCCAAGAAUGACAAACAGAGACUCAAAGUCCUCAAGACCAUGCACGCCCACUCCCAGUUCUGCAUGAGUGGCGACUACACUCUGGAGGGCACCGAGGCCAGCAUCAAGGAGCUUGCUCGAGAAGAGGCAGACGAGCACUUCGUGGUGGUUCUGAGUGACGCAAACCUGGAGCGAUACGGCAUACGGCCCGAGCGCUUCGCCCAGGUCUUGACUUCUGACCCGCAGGUCAACGCCUUCGCCAUCUUCAUCGGCUCCCUUGGCGACCAGGCUGAAAGGCUCCAAAGGACGCUUCCAGCGGGGAGAUCGUUCGUUGCCAUGGACACCAAGCAGAUCCCCCAAAUACUGCAGCAGAUCUUCACAUCCACAAUGCUGUCCAGCGCCUGACACAGUAGUAACAUACUGUACACCCACACCUUAUCUCCCACAGUUGGCUUGUCAGGCUUUGGCAGAGACUUAUCACACCGUGACCUUAACCCACUAUUCUGUAUCAGAUCAUAUAACUUCAUCAGAGCUGGAGACUCACCUUCAGGCCUGAAGGAGAAAGAUAAUCAUAUUUAUUCUGUGACUGAAACCUUUGUGAAAGUGUGACACAGUCAGAUAACAUUUAGCUGCUUUGUAGCGUCCCUCUGGGAAUAAGUACUGGACCGUAGCAUCUACAACAGCCCUGUGAUCUUGUGCUGUUAUGACAUCACGAACGCCUGGAUGCCCCAUGUGGGGAUCAGAUGCCGGACUAAACUUCUAUUGUUGUUGUUGUUUUUGUGGUUUUUGGCCGAAGGCAAUGCUGACGCACGUACUCCCUGACAUGUCCUGUCUUGGAUUGUGGGGGGGAAGGGUCACAAACUUGACCUAACCCCACUUUUCCUUUACUUUUUUUGGAUUUCCUCCUCGUUUAUCCACACAUACAGGAACAGGGUGACAGUAACACGCCACCUGACCCACGCUUGGAUGUGUGGAGCGGCAGUAACUCGGUUCCUUUGGAAUGCUAGGACUGUGACCAGGGAAUUUCCCACCUGACUGCACACGCUCUUUAAAGGCUGCUGCUGUUGCACAACCCCCUGCAGUUAGUGUGUGCGCUGUCUUACAGCAUCCAUGUCAACAACCAGCCCUUUCCUUCCUGACUGCUGGACCUUGUGACGCCCCCGUGUGCUCUCCAGUCCUGCAAAGAAUCUCAGAUCUCGCCUUUCAUUGCUGGACCUCCCACUCCUCCUCCUUCUCAAACACCUCGGCUACUGCCGAGCAAAUUAGCAAAAAUAAAAACUUCACUGAGUCACAGCAGUGCUUUUAGAAUAAGCUCUAGUUUAAUGCUCUCACAGGUCACAGCUCCACGUGCAGCAAAUACCAGAUCAAUGUCUUGUUGUAGUUAGUGUUCAUGCCUCACUGUGCUGACUGAUGGGAUCAAUAGAAACAGCUGUUCCAGUUAUCAGUCUCCAUUGACUCUCUGAUAGGGAUUGUCCCUGUUUUUAUUAAUCAACUAUAAUCUCCCUCUGACCUUCUGCCACGUUUCUUCUCUUGCUCUGUCCAUCACAAGUGAAACACUUUAAUGUUGAAGCAUCAUUUAUGUCUGUUAAAUUCACAUAUACAUCCUAAAUAGAGCUAUUUAAUUUUACAAUGUUAUUAAUUUAUGGGUGAAAAACUGUUAAUAUACAACAUCUGAAUAAAUCAUUGCUCAUUUGAUUGAUGCAUUCUUCACGUAUACUGUUUAGAGGCUGUGAAUGGGACAUUCUGCUCUGUCCUUGUUGCCCACGUUUUUGUUUUUUUGCAGACAUUCCAGCAUGUGUGGUUUUACUAAAGUGAUAUUGCUUCACUUCAAGUAAGGCUGAAGUUUUAACCUCAUGAUUUUUCUUUCCCUUUCCAAGCACCUUUGAAUUAAACUUAGUUUAAAGACCUGCGUCUGAACCUAUGUAGAGCCUGCGAUGUGUCAGGCUGCUCCGUUGUUAGCAUUUAUAUUUGUGCCCCUUUGUUCUGUAUUUAUGCUACAACUCUUUUCUGCAUAAAAUGACUCAAAACAUCAGCUGAAUUUCUCACAAGUCAGAAAGUCGACAAAGAGAGCUCAAUCAAACACAUGAAACUGAAUAGGGAGUUUCAUCAGGAAGUGGCACGUCCGUCUGGCUUCCAUGGCCCUCCAGGCCCUAUUUAGUAAUUCAAGUAAAAGUGAAACAAUUUGUCCUCCUGCUUGUUUUUCAAAGGCUUCAGUUGUGACUGGUGACAUUGGUCUGGCAUCCAGAUUAAUGCAGAACCAUUAAUCCAGCUUCAGUUUGAAGUUGCACCAGAAACUUAACUCCACAGGUAAACUUAAUCCACUGACUUCUUAAACUAGUUUGAACAUUUGAAACCACACUGGACUGUAUUAAAACGAAAAGUCUACAGUGAAAAGUCAUUUUCAGGAGCUGUAAACUGACUCCUGAUUCUUGUUGUCUUUCUCCAGUGAAGCAUCAAUUAAUUGUAAUUUUUCAUCAGUUUAUUUUAAAUGGACAAUAUCACAACCAGUGAUUGAGCAACGAUGCAGUUGUAGGUAGCUCAACUGGUGUUUUCCCUGUGUUUCUAUUUAACGCAGGGGCAUAAACAUUACGUGCAUUAUAUGUUAUGUGUUUGUUAUUCUACGAGACACCAGAGGCUUUAAAUUCCUAGAAACCAGAAGGACUUCUUAGAACCACAGAGCAUUCAGCUUCCCUCUCAUUUCCUCAUGGUCACUUUUUCCAUGUGUGAAAGCCCCCCUUCUUUAGAUUUUCCAACUUCCUGUCCUGCAAGUUUUUUUUUAUUAUUUUUUUUUUAUUAUUAUUAUUCUGUUUCCUUUGAUGAUAUCUCUUUGCGAAAAUUGUUUCUCUCUAUUUAACCCAUCCAGUGAUAUACUCAGAGCAGCUGGCCUCCAUGCAUACCCAGGGAGCAGCUUCAGAAAACUCCCUAUUAAUGCAUCUAAAUACAUAUAAAUAAAAAUGUUAGUUUCAUUUUA
Messenger RNA from Mugil cephalus (flathead mullet), 8444 nucleotides. It is a transcript of the gene vwa8, whose product is annotated as von Willebrand factor A domain containing 8. Lineage: Eukaryota; Metazoa; Chordata; Actinopteri; Mugiliformes; Mugilidae. Gene Ontology annotation, cellular component: cytoplasm. Bases 173 to 5878 code for a protein of 1901 amino acids. The transcript is spliced from 45 exons. Gene Ontology annotation, molecular function: ATP binding; ATP hydrolysis activity. The record is from RefSeq and is a predicted model, not a curated record.